Heterocephalus glaber (naked mole-rat) is the source of this 4055-nucleotide messenger RNA. RefSeq names its product G protein-coupled receptor associated sorting protein family member 3 (gene Gprasp3). Lineage: Eukaryota; Metazoa; Chordata; Mammalia; Rodentia; Bathyergidae. Gene Ontology annotation, cellular component: nucleus; cytosol. The record is from RefSeq and is a predicted model, not a curated record.
UCCAUCCGCUGCUGCCUCCAGCUCUGCUGCUGCCAACCUCCCGACGUUGCUGUCCCCCUCCCCGCGCAGCCCCGCAGCCCAGAGCCGCCCGCCAGUCCCAUACGGUGUAGCAGCGUGGCAGACACCUUAGUGAUCGGCACCUUAGGGCGCGCCAGGGACUACUGAGGCAGGCCGGCUCUAAGCCUCGCGUCAGACUGCGGCUGGCCCUGGCCCCGCCCACUUCCCUGUCGGAACUAAGGUGGGCCUGGGAGGGGGCGUGGAGCCCUUGCCCGCAGUAUUCCUCCGCCCCCCUUCCCGACACCCUCGGGGCGAAGCGAGUGGUUUUUGCUGCAGCGCAUCCUGCGCAGCAAGGGCGGGUUUGGUGCGGAGGUUUGGGAGCGGGACGCUCCUUUGCAAUUCUGGUCGCGCGGAAAGCGGAAAGCAGAAAGCAGAAAGCGGAAAGCAGAAAGCAGAAAGCAGAAAGCGGUGGGAGCCGAGUGCGGAGCUGCCAGAGGAGAGGAGAGAACAGAAGCAGUCCCUCCAGAAAAUUUCCUGACGUGGCCCAUGGUUAUCUGGGGAGCCUUGAGAGUUCCUGGAGUUAAUUUACAUUGUUCCUGACCAUCACAAAGGUGGUGACUUUUCUCCAGCCUCAGGAUUCUUUUUGGUUGGAAAGAUAGCAUCUCCUGAGAACCCCUGCUUUCUGAGCAUUGACAGUAACUGAGCUUCCUACAAAGAUCUUCAGGUAGCUGUUCACUUGCAAGUUAAUUAAGAAACAGAACGAAAGUUGUUCAUUUGGAUUCAAGGUCUGUGUCCAUUAGUAACUGUGGUGGCCUUGAAUUGGUAGAAGAUCAUUACCUUCAACAGGUCUGCACUCAGAAACCAUCAUCUUCCUGCAGUCUGAUUGUGCCUCUACUCGGGCCAUAUCAUUGACAAAGGUUGUGUUUGGACAGGGGACUCUUUAACUCUUACUACCAAGUUCAUCUCUAACCCUGUAAAAAAGUAUAAAGACACUGAUUAGACUGGACAAGACUAUAUAACUGAGCUUUAACCAUGACUAGAACAAAGAGUAAGGCUAGAGGUCAGGCCAAAACUGAGAAAAGGGCAAAAGUACCUGUUAAAGCUGGAACAGAGAAGGAGGUUACAGGUGUAGUCAAAGCAGUAGCCAAGACCAGGUCCAAAACAAAAGCCAAAGCAGAGUGUAAAGCAGAUGAAGUGACAGAGAUGAAGGUAGUAUCUAAGAACAAGGUUGCUGCUGAGAUGAAGGAACGAGUGCUGUCGGAACCUAAGGCUCCAGUGAAAGCCAUAGCCGAUGUCAGUUCCAAAGCUGAGAAUAAGGUUACCCGCUCCACGGGCAAAGAUAAGGCUGCCAUUGAUACCUGGUUCUGGGCUGGGGAAGAGGCCAGUAUUAGUUCCUGGUUCUGGAAGGGAGAAGAGGCUGGUAAUCAUUCCAGUACCAAAGACAAAAAUAAAGCUGAUACUGGUGCCCAGGUCUGUGCUGAGAAGUUGGAGUCUGUGGCUGGGGCCAGCUGUAAGUCUGUAUCAGGGGUGGAUGAUGAUGAGGAAGAAAAUGUUAUAGGGAACUGGUUUUGGGAAGGAGAUGACACUAGUUUUGACCCUGAGCCCAAACCUGUAUACAGGAUUGUUAGACCUCAAGCUGUGGAUUUAAUUAAUCAGACAAACAGACCCAAGGACUGGUCUGAGGUUACUAUCUGGCCCAAUGCCCCUGCUGUAACACCAGCAGUGUUAGGAUUUAGAUCUCAGAUCCCAUCUGAGACAAGGUCCUCUUCAUAUGUUGUUGUUUCCUCAACUGAAGAAAGUACUCAUUCUGCAGCAGCAGCAGCCUGCCCUUCCAGGAACGCUUGCUCAAGUUCACAGUCUAUUCCUGAGUUCCCAUUUGGUUCUGAGCCUUGCAUCCAGACCAUAGAUGAAAUUAGGCAACAAAUUAAGAUCAGGGAGAUGAAUGGGAUUAAGCCAUUUGCUUGCCCUUGCAAAAUGGAAUGCUACUUGGAUUCUGAGGAAUUUGAAAAACUUGUCAGCAUACUGAAGUCAACCACUGAUCCUCUCAUUCAUAAAAUAGCACAGAUUGCAAUGGGUAUCCAUAAUGUUCAUCCAUUUGCCCAAGAAUUCAUUAAUGAAGUGGGUGUAGUGACACUUAUUGAAAGCUUGCUUACUUUUCCUUCCCCUGAAAGGAGGAAAAAGGCUGUAAUUACUCUGAAUCCUCUUUCUGGGGAUGAAAGACAACAAAAGAUUGAAUUACAUGUUAAGCAUAUGUGUAAGGAAACUGUGUCUUUCCCCUUAAACUCACCUGGACAGCAGACUGGAUUAAAGAUACUUGGGCAACUGACUACCGAAUCUGUCCAUCACUAUAUUGUGGCUAGUUACUUUUCAGAGCUUUUCCAUUUGCUGUCUGAGGGGAAUCGUAAAACCAGAAAUCUUGUUUUGAAAGUACUUUUGAAUAUGUCUGAAAAUCCAACUGCAGCCAGAGACCUGGUCAAUAUGAAGGCAUUGGCAGCAUUAAAACUCAUCUUUAACCAGAAAGAGGCAAAAGCCAAUCUUGUUAGUGCCGUGGCCAUAUUUGUUAACAUAAAGGAGCAUAUAAGAAAGGGCUCAAUUGUAGUCGUUGAUCACUUGAGCUAUAAUACACUUAUGGCCAUUUUCCGUGAAGUUAAAGAGAUUAUUGAAACAAUGUAAAAUCACCCAGAAAUGAAAGAGAACACUGAAUCAUCUCCAGAUUCUGAAAGGCUGUACAUUUCCAAAGACCCUUGUGUAAUUUUUAUUAUAGUGCACACGUGAUAUAUUACAUCUUCAACAGUGUUACCUGUGAGGCUGUAGCUCUGAGCUAGAACAUUUUUUUGUGUGUAUCAAAUGAAUGCUAGCAUCUGAAAAUAUUCUUUGAUUUUUAUGUUGUCUAGAUUGGCAUAUUUAAAAUUUUACUUAGAGUAAGCCAUUUCAUUAUAAAUAAGCUUAACUGCAUCAUUAGUAUCUGCUUAGAUUCAUUUGUAGCUUCAAAUGGCAAAAAAGAAAAUGUUGGGGCCAGAGAUUUAGCUCAGUGGCGCCGUGCCUGCCUCGCAAGCGCAAGGUCCUGAGUUCAAUCCCCGGUACCGGGAAAAAAAAAAAAAAAAACGAAAAUGUUGAAUUUGUAAUCAACUUACAGAAAUAAGGUAUGGACACAUAAAUAAUAGUACCUAUAGGUGUAUAUGUGGUAUGUGUAUGUGUACCCUACCAGUACAUUUAGUAGAUUUAGGUUAUACCAGUACAUUUAGUAGACUUAGGUUAUCAUAAGGGGUUUCUAUUUUUCCCCUGUUCUAGAUACAUCAGAACUCAUUCAAAACAGAAAUAACUGAAUCUUAGACAAAAUGUGAUGUUUGCUUACUCUUAAAAUUUUGUUAUUUCAUUUACAACUCAAAUUGUUAGGCAGUUUCAUUGUGUCAGAGUUAUUUUACAGAUGAAAAGGGUGUUCUGCAUGGGGAGAAGACAUUUAUUGAGUUUUUCAUGAAACACUGUGUUGGCACUGUGUUUUGAAAAUUUUUUCCUCUUACAGUGAUUGUGAAUGAGCUAUGAAUAUUUUUUAUUAGAACUCAGUAUUCUGGGCAUCCUUUAAGGAGAAUUACAAUGGUUAAAUAACCUUUUUCUACACCCUCAUAACAGGCAGUUGACAUAGCUGUUUUCUCUGACACCAACCCCCAUCUCUCGACACUACCUUAUGGUCCUUCAGUUUUUUAGGUAGUGGCAUUCAUAGCUUAGAGAGCAUUUUUUUUUUUUUUUUGGUAGCAGGGAUUGAACUCGGGUCCUUGCGCUUGCAGGGCAGGCAGCGGAACCACUGAGCAAAAUCCCCGAAGCCUAGCAUUUGUUUUUAAUGGUUUAAUUUUGUGGUAGAUGAUGUCUCUGCGAGGUGUUACAACUCUUAACUUCCUCCACAUGCACAUGUCCAUUAGACAUUUGGCUAUAGUAGACUGAAGAUCAGGAGAAAAGUCUGAGAUGGAUGUACGUAUUUUGCCUGGCAGUAUCUGGGAAAUACUAGGUAUCAAAAACUUUGUUGAACAAACAAGAUGUAGAUGUGAAUCAUAUAAGGAAGU